CAAUGGAACACGUGGCAGUUGUAUUCCCCAUUCCAAACAAACAAGGAAACACGAGACAUCCGAUCCACCACGUCCACGAGACCCACAUUUCUGUUACCAAACUACUGCGUCCAAAAUCCACACACUCAGCGUGUUCCGGCCUCGCCAAUGGCUUCCAUGUCCUUCUCUUCAGUCUUCUCAGCGCCGCUGCAGAGUUUAGCUCUCAAUAAACAGCACCUCCCCUCCAAUUCCGUGCUGGCGUUUCUCGAAUCGUCGAAUUGGUCGAGUCUCAGCUCUUCGAAAUCCACGUUUCUUCGAGAUGGCUUCCCCGUUUUAUCCCCGAUUCUAUCUGGCUUCUCUUUCAAAUCCCGAUCGUUCGCCUCUGUUUACGCCAGAGCUGCUACGGGGAAGACCAUUCAUGAUUUCAGUGUCAAGGAUAUCGAUGGGAAGGACGUUGCACUUAGCAAAUUCAAAGGAAAAGUACUCUUAAUAGUAAAUGUUGCUUCAAGAUGUGGUUUGACGUCAUCAAAUUAUACUGAGCUUUCUCAUAUAUACGAAAAGUACAAAACUCAAGGACUCGAAAUUUUGGCCUUCCCUUGUAAUCAGUUUGGGGCCCAAGAGCCAGGAUCGAAUGAGGACAUUAAGAAUUUUGCUUGUACACGAUUUAAAGCAGAAUUCCCAAUUUUCGAUAAGGUUGAUGUUAAUGGACCAAAUACAGCUCCGGUUUAUCAAUAUUUGAAAUCCAGCGCUGGAGGAUUUCUAGGUGAUUUAGUUAAAUGGAAUUUUGAGAAGUUCCUGGUGGACAAAAAUGGCAAAGUAGUCGAAAGAUAUCCACCAACAACCUCCCCAUUCCAAAUAGAGAAGGACAUCCAGAAGCUUCUUGCAGCAUGAGUUCCACUUCCACCCACAUAUGUAUAGCUUGCUAUCCAUCACGUGCACUGCACGUUUGAGCACUGUAUUCUCUCUGACUCAAUGCUCUAUCACAUAUCGCUACUUUCGACUCAUUUUUACAGUUUUGACACUUUUUUCAAACAUUUUCAAUAAUGACUUUUGCUAGGUAACUAUCUCGACAGCUCCAUCCUUCUUAGUGAAAUUUGUUUUUGAAA
This is a messenger RNA of Salvia miltiorrhiza (redroot sage), 1085 nucleotides long. RefSeq names its product probable phospholipid hydroperoxide glutathione peroxidase. The record is from RefSeq and is a predicted model, not a curated record. Bases 148 to 870 code for a protein of 240 amino acids. Gene Ontology annotation, molecular function: glutathione peroxidase activity. NCBI's taxonomy places the organism in Eukaryota, Viridiplantae, Streptophyta, Magnoliopsida, Lamiales, Lamiaceae. The transcript has 6 exons. Gene Ontology annotation, biological process: response to oxidative stress.